This is a messenger RNA of Arabidopsis arenosa, 1029 nucleotides long. The record is from the annotation of a GenBank genome assembly. Lineage: Eukaryota; Viridiplantae; Streptophyta; Magnoliopsida; Brassicales; Brassicaceae.
UUUAAAAAUAUCAAUAGUUGUUGAUACAAUGACUAUUUUGUCUGUAUCUAAAAAGUUUUUCAAAGAUGUGCCGUCUCCUGUAGCACAAUGCGAUCCGCUACCUGAAGUUGUGAAUGGUGUGGCCAGAAUCACUAUUCCUGAGGAACUAUUUGUUGAUGCAGUGCCUUUGCGGAAAAGCUUUGUGGUGGGUCAUUUCCUAGGAGAUGUUCCACAUGUGGGUACAAUUCAUGCAACAGUAAAUCGUAUUUGGACCAUACUCGAUAAGUCCUCACAGAUUGAUGUGCAGCACAUCGCGGAUAUUCCUUUGGUGGUUAAUGAGUGGAAUCCUGAAACAUCACUAGCUCCUCCCGACCUCUCUGCUAUGCCGAUGUGGAUUGAUCUAAAGGGAGUUCAUGGGUUUGUUUUCUCUCAUAAGGGACUAGAAUUCAUUUCUAGAUCAGUAGGAAAGUUUGUGAAGCUCCAUCCGAAUACAGAGCGAUGUUUUAGAUUGGAUGUAGCAAGACUUUUGGUAGAAGUCAAUUUGCAAAAGCCUUUAACAGAGCAAAUUAGCUUUGCCAAUGAAAAAGGAGAAGAGAUCCUUGUGUCAGUUAGUUACCCGUGGCUGCCUCCUAAAUGUAAGCUUUGCUCACACUGGGGACACUUGGAAAAGGAUUGUUCUACAGGGGAAAAAGUGAAAAUAGCUUCAAAGCUUAAAGAUACAAGUGUCAAACCUGUUUUAGAGAAGAAGCAGGAAGAAGACCGCGAAACAACUGCUACAGUUCAGGAACUGGCUCAGAAUCUGCUGCGUGAUCUUGAACAAUCUUCUCCAUUUCAGAUCCCUGUCUCAGAGAAAACUGACAUGGUGGAGGAAGGGGCUACAAAAAACAGUCCUUUAGAGGAACAAUGGAUUACAGAAAAGAGGCAAUGGAAACAGCUCCUCCCCUAGUCGGAAUAAGUCUGCGAUGAUUUUGACUUCAGCUCCGGUCUCUCCAACGGGUUUUCGAGUGCUUACUGUGGAGGGUGAAGAGGAACUAAAUGUUCAGAAUCAAA